GGGCCGCGCAGGGCGGUGUUUUCAGGCGGGGAAACUGCCUGACUGGGGUGUGUGAGUCUGAGCCACAUCUGGAAUAGGAGUCGAGAGAAGCACAAGCUUAGAGAUACUUUCUCCAACUCUUCUGCACAUCUGUGGAGUUUUUCUUUUAAUUACAUUUGAAACUUUGCCUUUUUAUCUACUUGAAAAAUGCUGUUCAUCCUGCUUGGAGUGCUUCUUUUGCACCUAGUUAUCCUGAUACUUUUAAUUGUAUCUACAGCAGCAAGUGCCUGGUCUGCAGGUGUGGAUAAGAGCACAGAUCUCUGGUACCAUUGCCAGACAACCUCUGGGAGCUACCAAUGCAAGCACGCCAGCAAUGAAGAGUGGAUCCAGGCUGUGCAGGCCCUCAUGAUCCUCUCCUGCAUUUUCUGCUUCUGUGCGCUCAUUGCCUUCCUGUACCAGCUGUUCAGAAUGGUGAAAGGCGGCCAGUUCUUCUUCACCGCCAUUUUCCAGAUCUUGGCGAGUGUGUUUGUGAUGUGUGGAGCGAUCAUAUACACCGUGAUGCGCCCCGACGAGGAAACCAUAACACAUUUUGGCUACGCCUAUGUCCUGGCCUGGGUGGCCUUCCCUCUGUGCCUCAUCAGCGGCCUCAUUUAUAUCGUCCUGAGGAAGACGGAAUGAGAGUAGGAGAAGAGGAGGGGGAAAAAUUGGGGGAAUGUUACAGGACCCCCCUUUAGAACAACAUCGCACUGUGCUUCCUGCCCACAGACCACAGAAUGACUUCAUCACAAUCCUCCAGUAUUCAUCGUUUUCCCAUCACAAGCUAAAACCAUUUGUCUUGUGAAUCCAAACUAAAGCUGUUUGUCACUACAGUAGUGUCCUGUGGGGUCAUUCUCAGCAGCCUUUCCCACAAAUCCAACCAGAGUCACCUCCUCACAUCCCUACAAAGGUGUACAUAGUGUCUGUGUGGGUUUUGGACAUAUUUAUAACAUUUUAUACAUACAUUGUGUACAUAGAGUUGUCGAGUUAACAUUGUCACGCUCGUUUAUGUUUUAAGAGUGUGUCUCACAAAUCAUGCAGCUGUGCCAAAGAAGUGUCGCUUUAACUUCCAGUGUGUCAAGCUUUUUUCUCUCCUCUUUUUCUGUGUUAAAUCAAUGUGCCUUAAUCAGAAUGUUUGCUUAUAUUGAAGGAAAUGAGAUCAAUCUCAGAAAGUGGCGAUUCCUAUAUGAAGUUUAACUUUGAUAACUCAGCAAACUGAUUUGCAUUUUGUAUUGAAAAUGGUGCUUUUUUUUUUCAAAAAAGACAAAAAAUACCAACAAAAAAAAGACCCUGCUAUCCUUGAAAUUUGUAUCCUAACUUGUGUUACUAAAUGUGUUUUGUUCUGUAAUUAAUUUGCUUUGUACAAAAACAUUUUUAAACUUUGCUUUUUUGGUCAUUAUUACAAUUAAAAUUCUUUUAAAAAAAAGCAUCGGUUGAAUAAAGGUCAAAUCGUCUGCAA
Oryzias latipes (Japanese medaka) is the source of this 1474-nucleotide messenger RNA. RefSeq names its product peripheral myelin protein 22a (gene pmp22a). The record is from RefSeq and is a predicted model, not a curated record. Gene Ontology annotation, cellular component: plasma membrane. Lineage: Eukaryota; Metazoa; Chordata; Actinopteri; Beloniformes; Adrianichthyidae.